AGGGUCCCAAGGAUGCCCCGAAUUACUACAUGGCAACUCAGGCCCCACUCGAGACAACAGUGGUCGAUUUCUGGCGCAUGAUUUGGGAACAACAAUCACGCGUAAUCAUACAAGCAACCGAUCUCUAUGAGAAUGGCAUUGAGAAGUGUGCCGAGUACCUGCCACCCUCGGUGACAUUGGACAAUCACACAACCUAUGGUGACUUCCAAAUAACAUUGAAGCAUCGUGAAGUCAAGGAUAAAUAUGCCAUUUCGACGUUGAUGCUCAAGAACACAGCCGAGAAUAUGAGUCGCGAACUCACACACUACUGGUAUAAAUGGCCCGAAACGGGUGUGCCCAGCGAAGAGGCGCCCAUAAUUGCAAUGCUAUUAGAGGCGCGCUCAUCUCUCAAAGGUUAUGUCAACGAAGUGCGCGAAAAGAGUUCGAAUGCGGAGCGCGAGUCAAAUGCUGACGGUGAA
Messenger RNA from Rhagoletis zephyria (snowberry fruit fly), 458 nucleotides. Its product is annotated as receptor-type tyrosine-protein phosphatase alpha-like. Gene Ontology annotation, molecular function: protein tyrosine phosphatase activity. The record is from RefSeq and is a predicted model, not a curated record. Gene Ontology annotation, biological process: protein dephosphorylation. Lineage: Eukaryota; Metazoa; Arthropoda; Insecta; Diptera; Tephritidae.